Arachis duranensis is the source of this 309-nucleotide messenger RNA. RefSeq lists its product as uncharacterized. The transcript is spliced from 4 exons. Bases 1 to 309 code for a protein of 102 amino acids. The record is from RefSeq and is a predicted model, not a curated record. Lineage: Eukaryota; Viridiplantae; Streptophyta; Magnoliopsida; Fabales; Fabaceae.
AUGGAGAACAAUGGUAGCAAUUCAAAUUCCCAUCAGAAUCACACUGAAAACAGUUCAGCUGAUGCAAGCAAAGAGAAGAAAGAUGUUUUUGUAAACCAUGCUGAGAUAGCUUGGCAUCAAAUGAGGAAGGAAUGGGUUGGUAAUCAGUCUAAAAAAUUGCAGAGAUCACUGAAAGAUUCAAUUAUGAGCUUGACAACUAGUUAUGAGGAUAUGCUUUUAUCUACAGAAGCUUUUCCACUGCCAAUUCCAUUAGCUGAUAUGGUGGAUUUUCUUGUGGACUUUUGGCAUGAUGGGGGUCUCUAUGAUUAG